Molecule: messenger RNA, 2391 nt
Organism: Linum trigynum
Lineage: Eukaryota; Viridiplantae; Streptophyta; Magnoliopsida; Malpighiales; Linaceae
Source: the annotation of a GenBank genome assembly
UUUACAUGAUCAAUUGUGCUUAAUCAAUUUGUAUUACACAAACCUUUCAUUAGUUCAUAGCGUAAACUUUUAUUGUUAACUAUAAUUUUUACCAUGUCACCAUAGCAAAGUCCAAUAGUUUAAUCAAAUGUGAUAUUUCCAUAAUUUUAUUUUAUUAUUGGACCACAAAUUAUGAAAAAUUUACGUAACACUAUUCUUUAAAAGUUACGUAAAUUACUAAUAUGUUAUGUCAAACUUAUAUAGAGGUAGUUAUUUAUUAUGUAUCAAAUAAUCAAAACAUAAUGUGCUAAGUCUUCUUAAUAAUUAAGACAAUACAUAAAUCUUAUAGAUAGUGGAUAGUCAUUUAUUAUGUAUAAAUUAAAAAAAAUAUUACAUCAUGCUUCCGUACAUCAAUUUUUAAUGAAAAUGUCAAUAUUACUAACCAAAUGGUUGAUCAUCUCAUUAAUUUGCAUUAUACAAAGGUUCUAUAAGGUUAGUUAUAUUUUACAUAAUAAUUUAAUCAAAUGCGAUACUUUUCUAAUUUUAAUUCCUAUAUUACUAAUUUGAAUUUUCAUUAUACUAUGUCAUUAAUUUGCAUUACGCAAAUCCAUAAGAUAAGCCAACUUUUACAUUAUAAUUUAAUCAAAUGUGAUUUUUUUAAUUUGAUUUUCUUAUUAGACCACACAGUACGGAAAAUUUAAGUAACACUAUUCUGAAAAGUUUCAUAAAUUAUGAAUAAAUUACAUAAAAAAAUUUAGAGUGAUAAUUAUUUUUACGUAUCAUUUAAACAAACAUAUUACAAAAGUCUUACCGCCGCGAAGCGCGGGCCAAAAAACUAGUAAGUUUAAACGUAUAAAAUAUGUACAUUUGUAUAUACGUAUAUUAAUCGGAGUAUUUACUAAUCUACUUUUUUCUGAGUAAAUGCCAUGAUUGGUCACUAAGAUUAAUAUUCGUAUAAGAGUAUAAAAUAUGUGCAUUUAUAUAAACUUUUAGAUUAAUUAAGCACAAGAACUCACUUCUAAUAUUGUGGGCGGCAUUACCCAGAAAAUAAAAGGCAGAUUUCUUUGCCCGGAGAAUAUGGAACUCCAUUAAUUAAAAAUAUGUGUAAAUCCAACUUGUGAUCUCAAGGGGAACUGCAUUGAUUACCCAGAUCCGCUGCAUAUGCAAUUGGGAGAUACUGUCUACAUGUUAUACGAAAUGAAGUUUCGUCCAUUGAUGAACUGUACCAUUUUUAAUGUUUUCCCUAGAAAACAAGUAUAUAUUAUACAUAUUGUAUACAAUACAUAUGCUGUUUGUAAAGCGCGCACAAGGUACGUACUGGACGUGCAUUUUCAUGCUAUAUAUUAUCGACACUCUCCAAUUCCCCAAAAGCACAGCUAAUCAAUUCAGACUUAAGCUAUCUUCCACGACUUUCAUUAAAUAUAUAGCUCAGCAAGUUGCAUGCAUGUGAGGUUAUGAGUGUAAAUUAAAUGAGAUCGAUCAACAGCCGGUAGCUAGAGGGCUAUAUAUACACACUAACGCAUAUUGGUUGUGCAAGAGAUAUAGUCAUUAGUCGCAGGAAGUAAUUAAACUGUAACUAAGCUCUGCUAUGUACACGUAAAAUCAAGUAAGUCCCAACAUACAGGGAGUAUACAUAUAGUACCGUGGAUCAUAGGUUUUGGUUAAAUGCUUUACUUAUUUUCUAUGUAUGAAUGAUCUGUGAUUAUUUGAUUGACAGAGAAAGUAACUAUAUGCAUGUGCAGGCUAGGUGAAAAAAGGGCCGGAAAUGGAAGUAUCGGUGAUAUCAACGGAGAACAUCAAACCAUGGUCAUUGGCAGGAAGUAAUCAGCAUGAGUUCAAACCAUUCAAGCUGUGCCUUCUUGACCAGCUCAUGGUCUCCAUUCACUCUCCUCUCGUCCUCUUCUACCCCAUGAAGGAUGAUCAUCACGAUAAGAAAUCAUCGGCUAGCACACGGUUGAAAGCCUCGUUGUCGAAGACCUUGAAUCCCUUCUACCCUCUAGCCGGGAGAGCGAAAGACAACCUCAUCAUCCACGACUUCGAAAAGGGCAUCCCAUUCACCGAAGCCCGAGUGAAGGGACUGUUGGACCUGGUUUGGAAGCAAGAAGAAGAAGUAAUCCGAAUCCCUUGCGGAGAAGGAUUGGAGCUGCGCGUUGUGAAGACUGAAGUUUAGUGAAACUGCUGCGUUUUGGUUAUUUAUGUUUUGGUACUUGUUUUAUUAAGUUGUGCUAGUUUGAUCAGUAUCCGUUGUGUGCAACAGAUCGAGCAAACAGAGUGCUGAUCUUCAGCUGUUGCUUGGUUUAGUUGUUGCUGAUAGAUAGGAGAUCAGUUUGGUAGUUGGUUAGUGGCCGAUUUCUCUGGCUAAACCUCAUGUAUUUAUUUCCUCUUCAUUUUCAAUAAACAAACUGUCAGAUU